This is a messenger RNA of Naegleria lovaniensis, 4413 nucleotides long. RefSeq lists its product as uncharacterized. The coding region runs from base 1 to 4413 and encodes 1470 amino acids. Lineage: Eukaryota; Heterolobosea; Eutetramitea; Acrasida; Naegleriidae. The record is from RefSeq and is a predicted model, not a curated record. The transcript has a single exon.
AUGAUGAUGGACUCUGCCAUACCACCACCUCCGCCCAUGAUGUCUUCAACCAUACCACCACCUCCACCAUUCUCUUCGUAUCCGAGUGCUGGAGCAACAACAACAUCCUUCUCUCAACCUCCUCCUUCUCUCUCACAACAACCAGCCAAUUUUGAAACACAAUCCGUGAUUCUCUCAACCUCCGAACGUUCCAUUGAUUAUUCAAAUAUUAAUAAUUUAAAAAGAUGUGAUCAGAAAUGGACGAUUGAUUGUGAUGAAGGUCUUUUAGAUUAUUUGAAAUCCUAUUCCAAUAGAUUGUUUACACAAAUGAAUCACUUGAGAGAUUCUGUUGAUGAAUUAUUCUAUGAUACUCAAUCAUGUCAAGUCAAAGUGAAGAAUGCAUUCAAUGAAUUUAUCAUGUUAUCUAAUACUCAAUUCAUUGAAAAUCGUGUGAUUGUACCAUCUUCUGAACCAACUGCCACGACAGAAACCCCUGUUGAACAACCUCUUGCAAAAGAAUUAACACCAGAAGAGAAACAACAUCGUUUCACAACAGCUAUCAAAUAUGGUCUCAAUGCAGUUCUUGAAUCAUGUACCAUUCCAAUUGAUGAAGGAACAGCCUAUGAUGCAAUGAUGAUGAUCGACGAAAAUGGAAAUACUAUUCUCGAAGAAGAUCAAUUACCAAUGGAUGCAGAAGAAUUGGAACAAAAUCGUCAAGCUGAAGAAUUUAUGAAGAAUACUAUUGCUCAUAAUGAUUAUAUUCAACAAAUUGAUCCAAUGUUGAUGAAAAAGAGAACACUUCCAUAUAUUAUUGGAAGCAGUAAAUUCUAUAUGAAUGAUUUGGUGGGAAUUAUUCCAAAUGAGGAAGAAGAACAAUUGAAAUUAAUGACGUAUCAUGAAAAUGUCAAUGCCACAGUGGCUGGAACACAAAUUGACACCAGUGUUGCUAUACCUCCUCCACCCAUGACAUCUGCCAAUGGUGUUCCUCCACCACCACCUUCAUCAUUUGGAAAUAUUCCACCUCCUCCGCCAAGUACAUUUGGAAAUAUUCCACCCCCUCCACCCAUGAUGAUGAUGAAUGGCACUAUUCCACCUCCACCCCCUCUAUCCUUUGAUAUGCCACCUCCACCACCAGAUGCAUCUUUGAAACCAAAAUUGAAAAAUACUUUUGAGAAUGGAGAGGAUUCGUUUACAUUGGGAGAUGAACAACCACCACAAUCGACUGAAAACUUCUUUGGAGUUUCUAAUACCUCACCUGCUGUUGGCGAAAAUAAUGGAGAAGAAUCAUCUAUGGAUAUUAGAACUCAAUUGGCCAAUUUAAUGAAGAAAGGAUCAAACCAACCACCAUCAUCGACAGCUGAUAGUAGCAAUGGCACCACUCCAUCGUUGGAUGGUAAUGGUGGUCACACACAAUCCUUAGAUAACAUAUUUGGAAAUGACAAUAGUGAUGGAGGAUUAUUUGGAAGUGGAUUAUUUGGUGGAGGUUCAACAACAAAUACUACUUCAAAGAAGAGAAAUUCAGAUGAGUUUGAUUUAAAUCAAUUGGAACAAGAUAUUGGAUUUGGAUUUAUGAGUAACACGAAUACCACAACGACUACCGACUCAUCCUCAAAACAAAAGAAACCAACGACAUCUAUUGGAUUCUUCUCAGAAGAGGAAGAUGAUGGGUUAUUUAGUGGAUUUAAGACUCAACAAGUAUCAACUACCACUUCUUCAAAUACUUCCAGUGCUGCUGCUACUACUUCCAAUAAUACGACACCUCUCAUUGGCGGUGAUCAUGAGACUAAAGUUGGUGGUGGUGGUUUGUUUGACGACGAUGAAGAUUUCAGUAUUUUACCAACUAAGAAAUCUACCAAUACGGCUACCACCAAACCAGCCACCGGUCCUAAAAUAUCCAUGACUUCAGCCUUAUUUGAUGAUGAAGAGGAUGGCUUAUUCUCUACGAAGCCUUCAUCUACUUUGACACCAACAACAAGUGGUUCCAAGACUAAUGCUGGUGGUACAGGAUCCAGUAGCACUACUGCAGCUACUAAAACAUCUUCACUCUUUGAAGAUGAAGAAGAGUUUAUGGUUGAUACCAAAAAGACUCCAACCAUUACCACUCCAAUCAUUGCCUCAACAACAACAACCUCAGCAUCUAAAAAGCCAGCGUCAUCAUUGUUUGGAGACGACGAAGAAGAAGAAACAUUUAAACCAUCCACUGCUGCUACUACCAAACCCUCUACUACUGCCACUGCUGCUACUAAUAAUACAGUAGUAGUAGCUACUAAAAAGAGUGCUCUCACUUCUUCACUCUUUGAAGAUGAUGAAGAAACACUCCUUCCAAAGAAAGAAGAAAAGAAGGUCACUAUGGAAGACAAGAUUAAAGACACCACCAAGGAUUCUUCUUCCAACAGUACCGCUACCAAAAACAAUACGACAGGUAUUGCAAUUCCAAACAGUGAUAAUUCUACCUCCUCUUCUUCCUCACUCUCAUCAUCAGUCUCCAAAUUAUCAUCUUCACAAUCUGACAUUAAAUCCAAAUUGGGUUCAUCCAUUCUUAAAGGACUUCAAGCAAAUAUUGGAGGAGGAUAUAUUUCCACAAAGAAGGUUAUGGGAAUUAGUGAGAGUAGUGAAACUUCUUCAACAAAUGCCACUGUGCCAGCAGAGUCUGAACCAAAACCUGAAGAAUCAAAUUCUUCACUCGACUCUUCAACAGAUGAACCUCUCUUUGUCAAGAAAGAUAUUCCAAAGAAAGUCGAAGCAACAAGUGUUGAAAAAUCAUCACCAUUGACAGGUGCAGGAUCCUCGAAAAAGAAGACAUCUCUAUUUGACGAUGACGAUGAUGAAUUCAUUUCAACAUUGAAAUCAAGUCCAUCCAUUGCUUCCACAACAAGUUCAAAUACCUCUUUUGCAACCACAACACCUCAACCUUCCACAGCAUCACCUCUGACCACUGUAGCUUCUGAAACAAAACCAUUAAGCAAUACUACUGAAGUACCUUCAUCAAGCACUGUUGGAAAUGGAGAUGUGUUCUCAUCAUCUUCAUCAAAAACUAACUUUGCUCGUGAUGGUAACAGUGGUGUCAAGUUAGAACAUGCCUCGCUAGGAAGACCAAAGAGAAAGAAGAAUAGAGGUGGAUCGGUUAAAAAGCCAACAGCAACAUCCUUAUUGGAUGAAGAGGAUGAGGAUGAUCAUUCAAAAACAACACAAGAGGUGUCGAAUCCUUUGACAAGUGGUGGUGGUGUGCCAUCCAAUGAACAACCAAGCAAACAACCAGCCAAGACGUCACUCUUUGAAGAGGAUGUAGUAAAGAAGGACUCCACAAUAACCUCUUCAACUAAAAAGACGUCAUCAUUGUUUGGAGAUGAGGAACCAAUUGCCAAGCUGGCAACAGCUGUGAAAACAGAAGAGAAACCAUCCACUAAAAAGACAACAUCAUCACUCUUUGGGGACAUUGAUGAAGAGCCUUUGAUGAAACCAAAGAACAGCGAAGAACAUACUAAAAAACAGACAACACCAUCUCUCUUUGGAGAUAGUCCAUCAGAUUUAUCAAAGCCUUCUGAAACAAGUACUGAAAAGAAGAGCACGACCACCAAAAAGACUCCAAAAUCACUCUUUGGAGAUUUGAACGAAGAUGACGAUUUCAGUUUCAUAAAAUCGAGUACCAACAAUGAAAAGAAGAAUCAACGAAUUGCUGAUCGAGAAAAGAAAAUUGAAUCCACUUCGAAAUUAUUCGAAGAUCCACUUUCCAAUGUAUUAAGCAAACCAUCUGAAAAGAAGAAGGAAGAGAGUGCUGCUGUUACAACGACCACAACUACAGGCGCUGCCACGAGUAAUGGUGCUGUCGUUACAACCACUCCAUCCAACACAUCAACAACCACACCACCAAUCACGACUUCCCCAACAGCAUCAGAACCAUCCACCACAACACCACCUGUUGGUCAAGAACAAAAGACCAAAUCCUCAUCAUUAUUUGGUAAUGGUAGUGGUGAGGAUCCGCUUGAUGUAUUGUUGGGAGCAUCUAACAGUAAUUCUACUGGCGCACCUAAAAAGAAGAAACCAGAGAUUGUCAAGAACAAGAAGAACGAUAUUGAUUCAUUCGUAGAUGAUAUUCUUGGAGGACCAAAGAGCACUCAACCAAAGACAACCAAAAAAGCGAAUAUCAUUGAUGAUUUAGUGGGUGGAAAAUCAAAUGGUACAACUAGUAGUGGAUUAUUUGAUGAUGACAUUCUUUCAGCUGGCAACAACAUGCUACAACCAAAAAGAAAGCAGCAGCUGUUACGAAUUCAUCCAAUCUCUUUGGUACAAGUGUCGAUGACUCGCCUACUACUGUUCCAUCAACAAGCAACCAGACCAAGAAAGCAACCAAGAAGAAGGGAGAUUUCCACAAUGAUUUGUUUGACUUUUAAAUUUACUGUUACAAAUGUUCACACAAAUACUGGAAUAUGGUAA